Malassezia globosa CBS 7966 is the source of this 519-nucleotide messenger RNA. RefSeq lists its product as uncharacterized. Lineage: Eukaryota; Fungi; Basidiomycota; Malasseziomycetes; Malasseziales; Malasseziaceae. Gene Ontology annotation, biological process: mitochondrial respiratory chain complex IV assembly. Gene Ontology annotation, cellular component: mitochondrial inner membrane. The transcript has 2 exons. The coding region runs from base 1 to 519 and encodes 172 amino acids. The record is from RefSeq and is a predicted model, not a curated record.
AUGCUAAUCCUUGCUCGCCGUGCUCUCUCUACUGCACGAUGGCUGCAUACUGGCGCUCUCCGGACUAGUGUUCCCCGCAUGAACGAAACUGUGCGAGAGGUCGAGCAGGCUCACAAGACUUAUUUUCGUCAGAAGGCUGGCGACUCUGCAGGAUUUCGUCGCGCGCGUAAGCCAUACAGGCUUGUGAACUUGCUAUCAAUGCUGGCGAUAUGCACAUUCGCGGGUGGUGUAUAUGCUUACUCCAUUUUGAUGGUUGAGCAAGACGAUUUCUCGGAUCUUGAAAAUUUCCGUGUUACGCCACUCGUGAAUGAAACACAUGCAAAACCGGAUUCAUCACUAUCGCAACCACCUGUUUCGUUGGAAGCAGAUAGACCUAUCGAGCGUCAUGACAUCGGAACUGGUUGGAAAGAUGCCCUUCGCAACCGUUUCGGUAGCCUGUUGGGCCGCUCCGAUUCUGCAUCAGUAUCAAAUAUUCCCAACGCCACGACGGGCCCUUUGAUGAACAAGAAAGCGAUCUGA